AUGCAUCUAAGCAGCUCAUUGCUUGCGUUGCUUCUCCCAGCAGCGACCCAAGCCAGCCUGCAAAUCGUCCCCGGUGCAAGCUGGACAGCCUCUGACGGCGAACAUCUCAACGCCCACGGUGCCGGUAUCAUUCGCGUCAACGACACCUUCUACCUGAUUGGCGAGGACAAGGCGCAGGGCUCAGCCUUCCAAAACAUCAACUGCUACUCGUCGAGGGACCUGGUGCAAUGGAAGUUCGAGGGACGGCUGUUGAGUCGUCAGGGGUCGGGUGACCUGGGCCCGAACAGGAUUGUCGAGCGGCCUAAGGUGAUUUACAAUGACCGUACCAGGCAGUAUGUGAUGUGGAUGCAUAUCGAUAGCAGCGAUUAUAAGGACGCGAGGGUUGGUGUUGCGGUGGGGGAUCAAGUGUGUGGAUCUUAUCGUAGGUCUCACUGGCAUGGGCUGGCUGGGGUUUCGGGAAAGGGGAUGCUGACAGGAGUAGGCUACCUCCGCAGCUUCAGACCUCUGGGCUUCCAAAGCCGCGAUAUGGGCUUGUUCAAGGACGAUGAUGGGACAGCCUACCUUUUGACCGAGGAUCGCCAAAACGGCCUCCGCAUCAACAAACUCACCGCCGACUACCUUGACGUCGCCGAAGCAACCUACAAAUGGUCCGAAAAGAUCGAGUCCCCCGCCAUGAUCAAGCUCAACGGCCGCUAUUACAUCUUCGGCAGCCACCUCACCGGCUGGGACCCGAAUGACAACGUCUACAGCACCUCAACCUCCCUUUCCUCAGGCUGGUCGUCCUGGCAAACGUUUGCCGACAAAGGCUCCAACACCUAUCACUCCCAAACAACCUACAUCCUACAAUACCCCGGCUCUCCAAGCAACCUCAUGUACCUAGGCGACCGCUGGCGACCAGGAAAUCUCCACCAAUCUUCUUACAUCUGGCUACCCUUAACAAUCGAAGGCACCAAAGUAACCCUCAAAAACCGCGGCUCCUGGAUCCCCAACCUGAACCCCCCCACCGGCGGCGCGAGCACAACCUGGGCUGCCGCGCCCGCCGCGACGACGUACAACGCCCUGUCGAGCUCCAACGCCCGACUCUCCGGCGCAGCAAAGCAAGUCACUUGCAACAACUGUGCCAACAAAAAAGCAGCGGGAUACAUCGGGGGGCCAAAUAACGGGGUGUUGACCUUCUACAACAUCAACUUCUCUGGCUCUGGGUCAUCUAAUUCUCAGGAAGAGCUCACGACGAUCUGGUUCCGGUAUCAUAACGGGGAUUCGCAGGCACGGUACGCCAGCUUAGUGGUGAAUGGACGAGAGAUACCGGGGAGGGUGGCAUUUAUUGGGACGAGGGGGGAGGUGCAAAGUAGCGUGGUACAUGUGCCACUGAGGAGGGGGGGAGGGAAUGAGAUUGUGGUGAGGGGAUGGAAUGGGGGAUGGGGGCCGGAUGUUGAAGCGUUGAUUGUGCCGCAGCAGUGA
This is a messenger RNA of Thermochaetoides thermophila DSM 1495, 1461 nucleotides long. RefSeq names its product hydrolase-like protein. Lineage: Eukaryota; Fungi; Ascomycota; Sordariomycetes; Sordariales; Chaetomiaceae. The record is from RefSeq and is a predicted model, not a curated record. Gene Ontology annotation, biological process: carbohydrate metabolic process. The transcript has 4 exons. Gene Ontology annotation, molecular function: hydrolase activity, hydrolyzing O-glycosyl compounds. Bases 1 to 1461 code for a protein of 486 amino acids.